Messenger RNA from Vitrella brassicaformis, 4555 nucleotides. The record is from the annotation of a GenBank genome assembly. NCBI's taxonomy places the organism in Eukaryota, Vitrellaceae.
CUCCUCGCAAGGCAGAUCACGGCGAGAUCUAUUCAUCAACAAUGCUCUCCCACCUCUUUCAUCGCUCCAAUGCUUCACUGCGCCAGCCUCUCUGCCGAACAAUCUUAUCUGGGGCAACAGAGGGCCACACGGCUGCAUCAGGGCGCACCAACCCCUCAUCCCGCUUUCUCCCAUCCCCUCAGUCACAGGCGUACUCAAGGAGGCCCCCAUCAGCCCCUCUGAUCAAGUUCCACGCCGCACUGGACCGGCCCUCACGCAUCAGCCGCGUCAGCCAUCGGCAGAUCGUGAGGAAUGCAAUGCGCAAGAUUCGCCAAUUCGACGCCACCCCGGUGACGGCAGACAAGCUGGCGGUGCGCCCGUCUGACAUGAAGGGCCUGCUGCCGGCUUACUAUGGCUCCGAUGCUGUCAAGGGCAGGGCGGUGUCGACGCCGCGAGAUGAGAUGCAGCUGAUGGCGAUGCGGCGGCGGCAGAUGAGAAGGCUCAAGAAGCGGCCUGCGGCAGCGCUGCCCAGGAAGCACUGGAUGUUCGUCAAAUCAGGUGGGUGAGUGAGUGGGUGAGUGAGUGGAUGAAUGGGAGACGAUGCAAGCGGGCAGACUGAGAGGGAUGGAUAUGUCUUGGUGUGUGCUGGGUAUGUAUGCAGGGGAGCCGAUGAAGUCCGAGGACCUGUCACAGACGGCUGCGUCGAUCUUCAAGGAAGAUGACGGUACAAACAGCAAAGCAGGGCAGACACUCUCUCUCUCUCUCUCCCUCUCUCUCUCGCCUCCCCCACAUGUGCUGUCUGCCACCAUGUCAGGUGACCUGGAGGCCAAGCUCAAGGAGGUCCGCGACAAACGUCUGGGCAUCAAAGCUGACGCCUACGACGACACCGCCCCCUUCUGGGCUCGCGAAGAGAAACAGCGCAACCCCGACUGGACCAUCUCCGACACUCUCCCUUCUCACAGCACCCCUACAAUCCCCGCCCCUGCCUCUGAUGCCCUCCCUCCUGGAGACAACCACCACCACCAGCAGCAGCAGGUCGACCCGACGCAGUCGAUCGCCGCGACACCGCCAGGCGCGCGACCCACCGCCCCGCCGUUUGUCGAUAUCGACGAGAGGGUGAGGGAGGAGGGGGACGGUGGUGCAGGCGAGAAGAGUGAGGGUGGUGGUGUGAUGACCAAAAUCGGAGGGCGGAGGCUGCAUCUUGGUCCGGAGAGGUUCGUGAACAGGGUGCUCGACACACAGCCCCAGACGGAGGCCGAGAGGGAGCAGAAGGCGCUGCAGAGGCAAAACAGACCCCAACACGAGGAAUCCCUGCCGAGUGGGUGCCAAUCACGGACACAUCCAGCACCCAUCCAUCCAUUCAUCCAUCCAUUCUGUGUGCUUGGUGUGAGUAGAUGCGGGUCAGUCGUUGAUUCGUCAGCUGAAGGAGAAAGCAAGGUCAUUUGAGCAGUACGGCGUCGACCCCGAUAUGGUCGACAGCCUCAAGGCCAAUCUGCAGUACUACCCCGGCAUCGAGAGGCAGCAACGAAAGGCCGAGGUGGGCCACAAACCUCACACAGACCCCACACAGCACACACUUGAUCAGGGGAACGGUGUGGACGGCUGUCGUGCGCUGCAGAUGAUGGAGUUCUCUCGAUCCUUUGAGGAGAUCCUGGAGGAGGGCCGUGCGUCUGUCGAUAACUGCAACGCCAUGAUCAAGGCCGCCGCCAUGAAGGUGGGUGUAUGGGUGUGGGUGUGGCUGUGGCUGGGGUGCCGCGCCUUCACUGCACGUUCGUCGUGUCUUGGUGUGUGCAUGUGUGUGUGUGAGAAGGGUGAUGUUGACAUGUGUCUGUCGAUCCACGACAAGAUGAAGCUGCACGGCUUCGAUCCCAACGCCGACACAUACGUGGGGCUCAUACAGGCAGCCACAGUCAAGAAGAACGCCGCCAUGGCUCGGCUGUUCUACCUCAGGUGGAUCACGCAAUAGACACAGAGAGAGAGAGGCCGGGGCCUCCAUUUGGUGUCUUGCUGUUUGUCUGUUUGCUGCUGUCGUGGGUAUCUUCAGGAUGCGCUCUCAGCUAAUCACGCCGACAGAGAAGGUGUAUGCCGCCCUGAUCAACGCCCACGUGCAGGAGGGGGACCUGACGUGAGACCAAACAAUACGCACGACAACACACACAUGUGCCCGCGGGCAACUGUCUGUCUGUCUGUCUAUGUCUCCAUCCAUCCAUCCAUCCAUCAGUGCUGGGUUCGCGCUGCUGCGUAAGAUGGAGGACGAAGGGCUCAAGCCCAACGUCAUCGUCUACACCACACUCAUCGACGGACUGGUGCGUCACCCAUCCCCCCACCCACCCCACACACGGACGCACUCGCAUGGCUCUUCUAUGUGUGCGUGUGGGUGUGUCAGGUUGACCAGAACAAGAUCGACAAGGCGUGGCGUGUGUUCCACGACAUCCGCACUUGGAAGCUCAUCGACCCCGAUGAGGUCCUCUUCACCGUCAUGAUCAAGGUGGGUGGGGUGAGGGGGUCCGUGGGCUGAUAGGUGACAAACAUACUACAAGACACACCUGUGACGGUGGAGUGAGUAGGCGUGUGCGCGCCGUCGGGAGGCCGAGAAGGCCAUCAACCUGCUCGACGACAUGCGGGCCAUGGGGCAGUACCCCACUGACGUCACGUAUGUGGCUCUGCAGCACACACCAACACACAAAGGGCAGCCUUGGUCCAUGGCAUGGAUGUGUGUGUGGUGCAGGUACACUGAACUGAUCCAUGCGUGUUCUCGCCGCGCAGACUUCUUCCAAAAGGCAUUUGAUUUCUACAACCAGGUACAUCGCCAAUUCAUGGCUGCCAUCCACCCUGACUCUGACCCGCCCCGUUGUGUGUGUGGACCACCGAUUGUCUGUCAGAUGCAAGCCGAGGACAUGCCGGUGGGCGUGCAGGUGUUCGAACACCUCCUCGGCGCAUGUGCCUCAAAGGGCGACGUCAAAAAGGCCAAAGAAGUCGUCAAACAAAUGGUACCCACCCCCACACACACACCUCCUCUCCAUCUGUCUGUCUAUGUGUGUGGGCAUCAGGGGCGCCGUGAGAUCCCGAUGACCCAGUGGAUGUACCACCAGCUGAUCAGCGUGUUCGCCACGGCCAUGCGGCUGCCCAAGGUGUCCGACAACGAGCGCCUCUGCAACCUCCGAUACGCAUGGAGCGUCGUGCAGGACAUGCGCCGCAAGGAGCUGCCCAUCGACACCCACUCGCUCAACGCAGUCAUGCAGGUCUACAUCAACGGCGGGUUUGCACAGUACGCCAUCGACAUGCUGCAGCAGUUCGCACACUUCAAGGUGGGUGGGUGGGCGGUGGGCGGGUCGCACAGAGACCAGAAAAAGGGCAGGCAUUGCAUUGGCUAUGUGUUGUUGGUCGUUCAGUGUGAGCCUGAUGCGACUACGUAUUUUGCGCUGCUGCGCACGCUUGGGAAGGACCUCAAAGACCCCGGGCGGUUCUUCGCUCUCUGGGUGGGUGAGGAGAGAAGGCAUGGCAUGUUCACACCAGUCAGUAAGUCGUGUGUGACAUGCAUGGCGCGUGUGUGUGCGAAUGCAUGGUCAGGACUACAUGCGUGAGAACAGCAAGGUCGUGCCGAAUCAGGCAAUGCUGCACCUGGCGCUCGACACCGCCAUGACCUCUCGGUAAACCACACACACGCACACGCACACUGGCAGACUGGCCCCGAUCGACGACAGACGUCUGUCUUUCCCUUGGUUGUGUGUUUGUUGCCUUCAGGUCGGCCGCCCGCACAGUCAAGGUGCUCCAAGAAAUGUAUCAACUCAAGGUCGGUCGGUCGGUCAGACAGACAGACAGACAGACAGACACCCACACAGCCAUCCAACCAGCCAACCAAGCGACCGACAUACCACUCCUACCUCUGCCUUGCCUCGGCUGUGCAGGUGUACCCGACUGCGCAGCUGACCGACCGCCUGGCCAAGGUAGGCCGCAAGAUCACCGAGAUCCACCGCAUGGUGGCACUCUUCAUCAAACUCCAAAAGGAAGACGUGUGGACCAAACGCAAGAACGAGACUGCCGUCAUGCUCUCAAAGAUCGACGAGCAUGAACUGCGCCUCUUCCAGGUCAAAAGCCCUGCCCCCCAACACACAACACACACAGAUGGAUGGAUGAAUGGAUGGAUGGAUGUGCUAUAGGAAGGUCAGCACUACUCUCAGCUUGGCCCGAAGCUCUCACCCGAGGAUGAGGUGCGGAAGAAGUUCUUCAAGUCUCGCGAGCGGCUGUACGGCAAGAGGAAGUGGCUGCCGCUGGGAGAGUACAUCCAGGCCAAGCAGAAGGGCGGCGAGCAUUACGCCGAGAGGAAAGACAGGCCAAAACCUGUGCUCGUCACGGGAUAGCGUGCAUGCAUGGUGCCGAUCUGACUGGUGGUGGUGUGAAGAUGCGCUGUUUGCAGGUCGGCUCUACACGGCGGUUCAGCCGUUGUGGGGCCCACCCGCAACAGAAGCACUGCACACCACCACCAGCUGGAGAGAAAGUUAGUGAGGAUCUUUCGCUGAUGCAUGUCGGACGCAGUGACUUAUGUGGCUGAGCCACCGUCAGCUCUCAGUUCGUG